Messenger RNA from Conger conger (European conger), 2747 nucleotides. Its product is annotated as cell adhesion molecule 4-like. Gene Ontology annotation, biological process: negative regulation of peptidyl-tyrosine phosphorylation; regulation of wound healing; regulation of Rac protein signal transduction. The coding region runs from base 260 to 1432 and encodes 390 amino acids. Gene Ontology annotation, cellular component: cell-cell contact zone. Gene Ontology annotation, molecular function: vascular endothelial growth factor receptor 2 binding. The record is from RefSeq and is a predicted model, not a curated record. The transcript is spliced from 8 exons. NCBI's taxonomy places the organism in Eukaryota, Metazoa, Chordata, Actinopteri, Anguilliformes, Congridae.
AAUCUCAUACCCGAAGCCCUCCCCUUUUCAGCGUUUUAAAGUAACAUUCUAAAGUAACGGAGAAACCCAGCAGAAUGUUUAAUUUGCUUUCAGUUAAGUCAGUUAUUGUGCAUGCGCGUGCGAAUAUUAGUAUGUAAUUGACAAGGAAUUCACAGUCCUGGAUUUUAAACAGGCGCCGUAGACUGAAUACAUAGGUGAACAGCUCAGUGUCCGUUAUUUUGUUCCGAAGAGGAGAAAGAGGCAAUAUAUAUUUGCGAUAAUGGCAUUUUUAACCGUUUGGAACUACUACGCUUCGCUUUCCGUCGUUUUCCUGCUGAUCUUUGCCCGCACAGUGCUGUGCCAGGAGGUGCAGGCGGAGAACGUGACGGUGUUGGAGGGGGGCACGGCCCACAUCUCCUGCCGGCUGCAGAACUACGACGGCUCCAUCGUGGUCAUCCAGAACCCCCGCAGACAAACGCUCUUCUUCAACGGCACCCGGGCCCUGAGAGAUGACCGCUUCCAGAUGGUGCUGUUCAGCCCUCGGCUGGUGCGCAUCACCCUGAGCAACGUCAGCGUGUGGGACGAGGGCGACUACUUCUGCCAGCUCUACGCGGACGACACGCACCACCAGGUGGCCACGCUGUCCGUCAGCGUGCCCCCGGACGUGCCCCAGGUGGAGGCCAAGGCCCAGCCCGUGGAGGGGACAGAGGUGGAGCUCACCUGCUCCUCCUCCCGCAGCAAGCCCCCCGCCACGCUGCGCUGGUUCCGUGACCGCCACGAGAUCCCAGGGGCCGUGUCACAGCAGGAGAACGGGAAGACGGUGAGCGUGCGGAACACCAUCCGGAUCCCGGUGGAACGACGGGACCACGGGGCGGUUCUGAGCUGCGAGGCCUCCCACCCGGUGCUGGGGGCCCAGCGGAGAGUGCGCCGGUACCACCUGGACGUGCACUUUGCCCCCUCGGUGCAUAUCGAGCCGCCUGCCAGCAUACUGAGAGAAGGAGACUCCCUCACCCUCGCCUGCUCUGUCACAGGGAACCCACAGCCGCAGGCGGUGCAGUGGUCCCGGGUCAACAGCUCCCUCCCGGAGAAGGUGGAGAUCGAGGGCUCCAUCCUGACCGUCUCCCGGCUCAGCCGGGUGCACAACGGCACCUACCUGUGCCAGGCGCACAACCUGUACGGCCGCGCGGCGGACCACUACACACUGCUGGUGUACGACCCAGGAGCAGUGGUGGAGACCCACAGUGCAGUACCCUUCGCAGUGAUAGGGGGCAUCCUUGCGCUGCUUGUCUUCGCUGUUAUCUGUGCCCUCAUCGUCACCACCUGGUGCUCCCUCCGACAGAAGGGUUCCUACCUGACCCACGAAGCCAGUGGCUUGGACGAGCAUGGGGAGGUCCAGGAGGCCUUUCUGAAUGACGGCGACGUUCGGGAGGGGAACAAGGAAUAUUUGCUGUAGCCCUCUGCUGGCAGCCUCCGGAACUGCAACAGUACAGUGGGAUACUGUUAGACCACUCGCGGCUAAGAUGUCGCAAUGAGCGAAGGGGAUGGUUGUUUGGAUAUCCUGGAGGCGCAAUGGAGAGAGAUGCAAAUUAUACACUGUACUGUGUGGAGAUGGAGAAAUGGAGAGAAUGUUUAAAUAUGAUGGAGAGAGUGGGGUUAAUAGACAGUGACAAAGAGAAAUGUGUAUUAUAACCACCUGUGGUGAGUCAUGUUGGCUCUAUCUUGGACUUAAUUGUUUCUUUCUGUCUCUCUCAUUCCCUCUCUGUCUCCUGUGUGUGUGUGUUUGUGUGUGGUAAAAAAAACAAACUGAGUGAUAAUAUUCUGUCUGUUCUCAUGAAUAUAAGAGAAAGUUCACUGAGAACUGACAUUCAAUCGAUAUAACAAAAGAGACAAACUUUCAUAUAAAAAGCCAACGCCAAAAGUCUGAAAAAAAGUGCUAAAGGAGAACUGAUGAAUUUAAAUAAGGUAAUAUCUGUUAUUUUUUGGAUGACAUAAGAACAAUGAAAUAAAGUUAUAUGAUGACAGAUCUCUGAAUUCACUAUUUGUAUUAAAAAAGCAGUUGAAAACAAAUUUUCCAUGGAAUUCUGUUCCUUAACACAGAAUGUCAUUAUACGGUCAGACUUGCGUGUUACUCUUCUGUCAAGUUCUAAUGUAAAUAAAAAGAGAAACACAAAAUGGUCUCCAGUAAUUACCUGUGGUUUAAGGUAUCAAUACAGUCUUCUUCCCAUGGCUGCUUCUGUACUUUUGCCUUUUCUCUUCCUGUCAGCUAAUAUUAUUUGUUUCAAUAUCUUCGUCUCUGCUGCUUGUUUUAUUUUUCUAUACCUGUGGGGCUGAGAGAUGUGAAAGUGAGAAAAAUAAAAGCAUCUCCAAAAGGAUUAUAAACAAGAAGGUGAGGUGAGUGUGUUUGCACAGUGAAUUGUGAGAGGGAUUCAGAAAAUGCUGAUUCAGAAUGCUCAAAUAGGAAAGGAAGGGAAAGGAAAUAGACCAGGGAGAUGCAUAAAAAAAUGAACAAAAAAUCAAGGAAAUGUAUUGCUUACAACAUAAAGUAUGGUAAACAGAGAAGUCAUCUGAUUUAAAAUACAAUACAAUACAGUUGUAUUUUAAUCAUGUGAGAUACCUAUAAAAAAUAAUUUUCUUGAACCAGAAGUAACAAUCGCUGGGGAAAGUAUAGUAUAACAUGCCAGGCUCACACAAAGUAAAAUUCCCAAUUCAAAAUCCAUUUCAAGAUUAGGGCCAAAGAACAAUGUCAAGAUUAAAGGUAUUUUAACCAA